This is a messenger RNA of Lottia gigantea (owl limpet), 984 nucleotides long. RefSeq lists its product as hypothetical. The coding region runs from base 1 to 984 and encodes 327 amino acids. The transcript is spliced from 2 exons. Lineage: Eukaryota; Metazoa; Mollusca; Gastropoda; Lottiidae. The record is from RefSeq and is a predicted model, not a curated record.
AUGCCUUUAACUCCAAAAGAAAAAAUGGAAAGAUUUAGGAAGAAGGUUAAGGAAGAUUUAUUGAAAUAUGAAAGAAUUCUAGAAAAAGAUAGGUUAAGAAAAUUGAAUAAAAGACAGGAAAUGAGCCUAAAUGAAUUAAUUUUACUGAGGCAAAGAAAUGUAGAGGCAAUCAAGAAGCAUAGGAAAUCUGCAAAUUUGAAGAAAGUAUCCUCUGCUGCUGAAAAUAAGUCUGCACCAAUAGUAAAAUUUCCAUUUAAGAGUCCGCAAUCAUUGGGAAAAGCUAAACACAGAGUCCUUAACAAUCUUCCAAAUUCGCCAAAUAAAUGGGCUGAAGUGAUAAAACAGAUUGCAUCAGAUAUUAGUGAUAUACCACCACCAUGUGAGGUCCAAACAUCAACAGAAUUUGCAGAUGUAGCCAGUUCUUUGAAUACUAAGACUGUAGUAUUGCACUGUCCAGCUGGAGAUAUCGGAUCAAGCAAGACAGAAUUAGAUAUGUCAUGGAUAAAUCGAGUUCCUGUUCCUCAAAUGAUUUCAGUACAUAGAGUUACCACUGUGGCACAGUACGUUAUUGAUACUCAAACAUAUGUACUUGCUGAAAAAACAAGGCAUUACGUUCUUGGAAAUGGUAACUGUGAUGCUGUCUCUGCUGAUGAUGUACCCACAGAACAGGUUGGUGGAAUGCUAACUAUAGUAAAUGAGCACUGGUAUGCUGUAUACUGGAGAGAGUAUGAUUAUUGGAUUAUUGGUCGUGCGCUUUCUACUACUGACACUGGAAGAUAUAAAUUCCAAUUCAAUCACCAAACAACUCAGGAUGUCAACCAGUUUAAAGAUGGUGGGGAUGUAGAUGAAGCAGACAAGAAUAGUAUAUUUUAUGAACUUACUGAACUUCCCAAACCUUUAUCUUCUACCAGAACAACCGAACUCAAGAUUAGUGAUGCUGACUUAAAAACAAUUUUCUCAAAAUUUUUACAGCUAUCUAUUUAA